AGAAGUUGGGUAGAUCUGCAUCGCGUUCACUGGUGACUUAUUUAAACCUACUCCCCACUCUCACAUUAACAUUCUUUCGCCUCUUCUUUCUCAACUCACUCUUUUCGCAUCCAUCAACAAUGGUUUCGGAAGGCGUUCUCCUCGGCAUGGGUAAUCCUCUUCUCGACAUUUCCGCUGUCGUCGACGAAGCUUUCUUGCAAAAGUUUGAUAUCAAGUUGAACGAUGCCAUUCUCGCUGAAGAUAAGCACAAAUCUAUGUACGACGAAAUGACUGCCAAAUAUACAGUGGAGUACAUUGCUGGAGGUGCUACUCAGAAUUCCAUCAGGGUUGCUCAGUGGAUUCUUCAAGCUCCUGGGGCAACUAGUUUCAUGGGUUGCAUAGGAAAGGACAAGUAUGGUGAGGAGAUGACCAAGAACUCUAAACUUGCUGGUGUAAAUGUUCACUAUUAUGAAGAUGAAAAUACACCUACAGGAACUUGUGCUGUUUGUGUGGUUGGUGGUGAAAGGUCUCUUAUUGCCAACUUAUCAGCUGCAAAUUGCUACAAGGUUGAUCAUUUGAAGAAACCUGAAAAUUGGGCAUUAGUUGAAAAGGCCAAAUAUUUUUAUAUUGCUGGCUUUUUCCUCACUGUAUCCCCCGAAUCCAUACAAUUAGUUGCCGAACAUGCAGCUGCAAAUAACAAGGUCUUCUCGAUGAACCUUUCUGCACCCUUUAUUUGUGAGUUCUUCAAGGAUGCACAGGAGAAAGUUCUUCCAUAUAUGGACUAUGUUUUUGGAAAUGAGACAGAAGCAAGAACAUUUUCUAAAGUUCAUGGCUGGGAGACUGAUAAUGUCGAGGAGAUAGCUAUCAAGAUAUCUCAGUGGCCAAAGGCAUCAGGAACACACAAAAGGAUUACUGUUAUCACACAGGGUGCUGAUCCCGUGUGUGUUGCUCAAGAUGGGAAAGUGAAAUUGUACCCUGUAAUACUAUUACCUAAAGAGAAAUUAGUUGAUACCAAUGGAGCAGGAGAUGCCUUUGUUGGAGGAUUUCUUUCACAAUUGGUUCAGGAGAAGCCUAUUGAAGAAUGUGUGAGAGCUGGGUGUUAUGCAGCAAAUGUUAUCAUCCAAAGGUCUGGCUGCACUUACCCAGAGAAGCCUGAUUUUCAUUAAGUGAUUCUUCUCCAGAUUUCAUUACUAUUAUGAAGUUUUGAUUGAGAACGAUUUUAGUUGCAUUUUAGUAGUUGCACUCUAACUGGUUUGGGAUUUUUAAAUCUCCGACCAGGGAGAAGGGGUGAGAAAGCUGCCGAGGGAGACCAAUUGAAAUAAGUUUAUGUAUUUGAAGUCCUAUAUAUCUGGGCAUCAUGUUAUUUUUGCUGUUUGUUAUCACAAGCCUUUUUUCAUUUUUGGUUACAAUGUUAGCUAAUAUUGCUAUAUGAUGGCUAUGAAAAUAGCUAUUAUUGUUGUUUUAUAUGUUCUAUCGUAUUUGAAAGUCUUGGUAGUUUUCUUUCUUCUC
Messenger RNA from Cicer arietinum (chickpea), 1488 nucleotides. RefSeq names its product adenosine kinase 2. NCBI's taxonomy places the organism in Eukaryota, Viridiplantae, Streptophyta, Magnoliopsida, Fabales, Fabaceae. Gene Ontology annotation, biological process: purine nucleobase metabolic process; purine ribonucleoside salvage. The record is from RefSeq and is a predicted model, not a curated record. Gene Ontology annotation, molecular function: adenosine kinase activity. Gene Ontology annotation, cellular component: cytosol; nucleus.